Molecule: messenger RNA, 2130 nt
Organism: Morus notabilis
Lineage: Eukaryota; Viridiplantae; Streptophyta; Magnoliopsida; Rosales; Moraceae
Product: GTP-binding protein At3g49725, chloroplastic
Exons: 13
Coding region: 117-1904 (595 amino acids)
Cellular component (GO): cytoplasm
Molecular function (GO): GTP binding; ribosome binding
Source: RefSeq, a predicted model, not a curated record
GUAAUCUCCACACUCGCCUGUACCCUCCAUACUCUCGUCAGAAGCUUAGGAAAACAUUUCUGAUUUUCAGAAGAAGAAGAAGAAAUAUCUCAUUUCGAAACCAAGCUUCGAUCAAAAUGAUGAGAGCCAUUUCUCUCUCACGUCCUAGUCUUCUGAGCCCUCUCUUCCAAACACUCAAUUCUCUCCUAUCGCUAUCAUGCUCCGGCCGGAUCCUCCCGGCGCCGCCGAUAAGGGUUCCGUCGGCGCCGUACUCCAGUGAUUCGACGGCGUACGAGGAUGUUCCGGGCCUUGAAAGUCUCCCAAAGCUGUUCGUGGUUCAGCCCCGUCUCCGUCCGGAUCCCAUUCUGCAGGCCAAGCUCAACGAAGCACUCUGCCUCGCGAACUCUCUAGAAGAACAGCGUGACGGCGGCUUCGGCGUCGAUUACUCCGACAAGGACGUUCCUAACCACAUUGUCGUUCAAAACCCUUCGGCUAAAGGCCACAAGGCACGCGCUGACACAUAUUUUGGUUUAGGGACAGUGGAAAAUGUUAAAAUCCAGCUAAAUCUUUUGGAAUCAAAGGGUGUGGUGGAUGCUGUUUUUGUAAACACAAUUUUAUCCGGGCAUCAGCAAAGGAAUUUGGAGAGAGCUUGGGGCAAACCUGUGCUUGACCGUGUGGCUCUUAUAAUUGAGAUCUUCAAUGCUCAUGCCUACACAAAAGAGGCAAAGUUACAGGCUGAAUUAGCAGCUCUAAUGUACAAGAAAAGCAGACUUGUUCGUGUUCGUAGUGACGAUGGACGCUACACUUUUGGAUUCGAUGGAGAAGCUGAAGUUGUUAGCGCCCGGGGGAGAGGAAGUGGUGGGCGUGGAUUUAUAAGUGGUGCUGGAGAAACUGAACUUCAACUUCAACGACGAAGAAUUUCAGAACGGAGGAAAAUUUUGUUAACACAAGUUGAAGAGGUUCAUCGAACUCGAGCGUUGCAACGGGCUUCUCGUAAGAGACGUGGUGGAUCACAUGGUCAAGGUUUACCUACUGUUGCUGUUGUUGGCUAUACAAAUGCCGGGAAAUCAACUUUAGUCAGUGCACUCUCAGACAGUCCUCUCUAUAGUGAUGACCGACUCUUUGCAACUGUGGAUCCGACUGUAAGAAGUGCAGUUCUUCCUUCAGGAAGGAAAGUGCUCCUAAGUGAUACAGUAGGAUUCAUAUCAAAUUUGCCAGUGCAGUUAGUUGAAGCGUUUCAUGCAACUUUAGAAGAGGUGGCGGAAGCUGAUCUGCUUGUGCAUGUGUUGGACUGUACUGCCCCCAAUCUUGAGGAGCACCGGUCAACUGUACUUAGCGUUCUUGAGCAAAUUGGGGUAUCAAAAGAGAAGGUUGACGAUAUGAUUGAAGUUUGGAAUAAGAUUGAUAAUCAAGAGGGGGGUAUGGACGGAGAUGAAUAUCCUGAUGAUGCUGAAGAUGGUCAAGCUAGCGAGUUUUCCGGAGAAGAAGAGGACGAUAUGGCGUCUGAGCAAUCACUAAGUGCUGGAAACAAUCAGGCCGACAGUUCCGAUGCCUACGAACUAUCAACAGACAAUGUUGAAGCUAUGGAUGACGCAAAAGAUGACUACACUGAUGGCUGUUUGGCAUCGGAAGAUGACCGAAACCCUUUGAGUGAUGAGGAUGGCUCUUUUGUCCCACAGAAGACUACGGAUGCCCAACAAAUUCAGUGUUCGAAUGAAUCGCGUCAUUCUCAAGUAGAUCAGUCUGGUCCACAUGUCAAAACAUCCGCGUUAACAGGAGUUGGUUUGCAAGAGUUGCUUCAAAUCAUUGACGAGAGGCUAAGGGACCAAGAUGACAAGGUGAAGGCCAAGUAUGUUGUGGAAAGGAGUGCAUUUGGUCAAAAAUGGAGGCCCCCUCGCGAAGAGGAGACUGCAGUAGCAGUUUGAUGCACAUUACAGUCUUCCUCUUUGCUACCUUGACCUUGGGCUAUUUGAUAAAUGGUGACCCAACUAAUUGAAUAAGCUCUUCUCACGCUUGGAAGUUUUGGGGAGAUGUGGUAAAUAGAUUUUUGUUUUUUUUACGGAGGUAAAAUGGUAGAAUUUUUUCGGUAAGAUAGUAAAUAGAAGUAAAUCUGAGAUUUAUCAUAUCUAUUUCAUGAUCGAAUUUGGUAAA